Messenger RNA from Aspergillus aculeatinus CBS 121060, 1217 nucleotides. RefSeq names its product putative beta-1,6-glucan biosynthesis protein (Knh1). The record is from RefSeq and is a predicted model, not a curated record. NCBI's taxonomy places the organism in Eukaryota, Fungi, Ascomycota, Eurotiomycetes, Eurotiales, Aspergillaceae. Gene Ontology annotation, cellular component: extracellular region. Gene Ontology annotation, biological process: cell wall biogenesis; fungal-type cell wall organization; (1->6)-beta-D-glucan biosynthetic process. The coding region runs from base 148 to 933 and encodes 261 amino acids. The transcript has 4 exons.
CUCGAUUCAUCAGUUUACUCUGUUUGUUUAAUCUCUCUGUCUUGUAAGUAAAUGCCACAAGUCAACUCGCAGCAUCAUCUGCCUCUGAGAAACUGAGAAUACUGUUCGUUUCCAAUCUCUCUCACACACACUCUCUCUUUUCACAAUAUGAUGAUCAGGCACCUAAUAUUGUUCCUUCUCGCUGCGUUGUUUCCACAAGCACUUGCGGAUGUGGAGUUUAUGAUUCCACAACCCGGUGCCAGCCUACGAAUCGGGGACGUUCUUACGGCCCAGUGGAGGGAAUCAGGCAGGCUUCCCCUGAUCUCUGACCUCCUACACUAUGAUCUCUAUCUCUGCGCCGGCGGGCAGGUAGCGGGCACUUAUGAAGAUGUCGCUCUGCUUUCGAGAGGUAACCUCUUUGCGAGGGGUAACUCACUAUCCUUCACGCUCGACCGCAGCAUAAGGGACAAUGGUGCAAAUACAUACUUUUUAAAAAUGGUCUCUUGGGGCGCGGGUGCCUCCGUCAUUAAUGUUUCUGGACAGUUCACUAUCGCUAAUAUGACCAGUCCUGUCUCAACAUCCGUCUUGCACAGCUUGCCUCCCACAAUUAACAACUCUGCACUUUCGGAUUGUGAAAUGUCCAGACAUCAUGAACUACGAAAGAGACAAGUAGAAGAGGCUUUUACAGUCCCAUAUCAGUUGCAGACCGGGCCUACCAGAUAUGCGCCAAUGGCCAAGAAGCCUGCAAGCACGAUUCCAGCCAAAUUGCCGACUCCCCAGUUUCCAGCAAGCGCAUAUACCAUCGCCACAACCUAUCUCCCCCCAGCAACCGUUCAGGUCACCCUCUCCGCCUCUGUGACAUACUCCGUGGCCAGCAUUGAGAAUACUGCCUCUCCCGCACCACAUUUGCACGACGCACAAAUGAGGCGAUUCUUAGAAAGAUGGAAAGACUAGGUUUGGAGUCUCGUAACAACGUUCACGCCAUCUCAAUAAACGUUGAUGUCCCUAUCGUACUGCUCAUGUCUCUCAACCGCUAGGCGGAUCAUUACUGAGCACGUCUCGUGCACUCUCCCGGGCAACCGGUUUUCAAAGCUCCUAAAAUUGACCGGAAAUUACCCAUGUUAUCGUAAUGAUGGAUGGUCGUUUGAUCACUGUAAUGGAUUUAGAAUCAAGAAAGACCUACUUGAUCAUGAUAUAUAUCCUUGCGAGAUCCCAUCAUAAGCUACUGUCAAUUAAUG